Molecule: messenger RNA, 1424 nt
Organism: Homalodisca vitripennis (glassy-winged sharpshooter)
Lineage: Eukaryota; Metazoa; Arthropoda; Insecta; Hemiptera; Cicadellidae
Exons: 7
Coding region: 357-1154 (265 amino acids)
Biological process (GO): non-motile cilium assembly
Cellular component (GO): ciliary transition zone
Source: RefSeq, a predicted model, not a curated record
UAUAAACAAAAACAGAUAAAUUACAGUGGUAUAACCAAAAUCCAAAAUGUUGAUGUGUUCAAGAGGUCUCGUAAAGAAUCAUGUGCUGGUGAAUGUUAUGAAAUUAUAUCAAUGAAAUAAGAAAUCAAAAUUUAAUAAAUGUGACAUAAAAAUAUAAAAGAAAUCAUCUCAGAAAUAUUAAUAUGGCAGAAAUAAAAGAACUUAUUCCUAUGAAUGGACAACACCAGUAUACUUGCCAAUUUGAGAUAUCCAUUUACGAAGUUGAGUUGGAUAAUAAUCUCAUAAAUUAUCUGAACUGAUGUUUCAGACAAAUAGAACAGUCUCCGGAGGUGUUUGUGGAAUGGAGUUUCCUUGGCAUGGAACAAAGGACAAUACCUAUGCCUGCCAAUAAAGCAUUUUUUCAAACAAGGGUUUGCUUUUUUGGCCCAUUCUCAGAGAAAAUGGCUGACUAUGUGAAGAAAAAUACCAUGUCAAUUCAUCUGAAGCUGAAUAAAUCUGAUGGAAAAGUUGUUGAGUUGGGCGAAGGUCAUUUAGAUUUAUCUCCAGCCAUCCAACAGCCAAAUACAGGAUUUGUGCGCUGUGUGGCGUUGUCAGUAGACGAAGGGAUGGCCAUUGCAUACUGCUCCUUCAAGCUUUACAACUGCUGUCAGGCUAAAACAUUGGUAGCAGACACUUUGGAGGUGCAUAUUGGUCAUGUGAUCUUGAAGAACAGUGAUGUCACGUCUGAUGUAGAGGGCUGUCACCUCUACGUUGAAUAUUCUCUCUUGGUUUUGUUUCUAGGACACUGUGGACCAGAACUAGAAACGGAUAGUGUGCCUAAAGCAGAAGUAAUGCGAUUUAACCAUUCACGGCGCCUGAAAGUUAUGGAAAAAAACGCCAACCACCUGAAACCAAUGUUGGAUCCUCAACAUCCACAGAAUCUGCGGUUCUUCCUGCUCUCGGAACCAUGUAACCUCAGUGAAGAAACUGAUGUUAAAGUAAUUGGAUUUGCGGAUCUGAACCUAAUGGAUGAGUUGGUGAAAAAGAAGAGAGAUGUAAUCAGUGAACCCCUUCCUCUUUACAACAACGACGGAAGACUCCUGGGCAGCUUGAGUGUGACAGUCAUCGGCAACUCUACUCUUCAGAACUACACAGAUAAACAAUAUCAAGCAUGAUCUAAAACUGUGUAACAUAGUAAUCUUUUCCUUCUGUACAGUUUCAUCUAAAGUAGACUCAAUUUGUAUGAUUUUUAAACUUUGUAUAAAUUUUAUUUCUAUGACGAUAACAUUGUUUUACAUUACUAUUUAUAUUUCAGAACUGAAGUAUUAGAAAACAUUGACUUCUCCUACUACAAUGUGUCCAGAUAAUAUGCUAAUCAAAAGACUGAAAUAUUGUUUCAGCGUGUGGAAAAAUACAACAGACAUUAAAAGGUUUAUAGUUUCCUC